Molecule: messenger RNA, 2086 nt
Organism: Olea europaea var. sylvestris
Lineage: Eukaryota; Viridiplantae; Streptophyta; Magnoliopsida; Lamiales; Oleaceae
Product: F-box protein At1g47056-like
Exons: 1
Coding region: 197-1861 (554 amino acids)
Biological process (GO): SCF-dependent proteasomal ubiquitin-dependent protein catabolic process
Cellular component (GO): SCF ubiquitin ligase complex
Molecular function (GO): protein binding
Source: RefSeq, a predicted model, not a curated record
CAGUUUUCUCUGGUAUUUGGUCGUGGCGUGUACCCUUGCAGCCUCAUCACCUCCUUUUGACGGGUCAAAUUACAACCCCUUUAAUAAAAGCCCUAAGCUGAAUGCGUACCUUAGAUCCAAAACUCAUCUUUCAUCGGCCACCAUUUUCUGUGUUUCAUACGGAGGCGCGUGUGUAUUAAUCGUUUUCUGAAUAGACAUGGGCCAAGCACCCUCCACUGGCCAGGGUUAUUCUCCCGGCAAUUCAAUGCAUCUGCGUAAUCCAAGCCUUUCCCUUCACCACCAUCGCUACACCGUCAAUGACUUGAAUCUAAUAAAUUCUCAGCUUCCGGAGGAUAUUUUUGUAAAUCAACAAGAAGAUUAUAUUUCUGAGAUACCUGAUGAAUGCUUAGCUUUAAUCUUUCAAUCUUUAAGCUCCCGCGACAGGAAGCAGUGUUCUUUGGUCUCUCGUCGAUGGUUCGUCGUGGAGGGUCAGAGCCGCCACCGCCUGGCUCUUAACGCCACCACGGAGGUCAACGUGCACCUCCCUUCUAUCUUCACGCGGUUCGAUUCUAUCACAAAGCUAGCGCUCCGCUGUGACCGCAAAUCCGUUAGUAUAAAUGACGAAGGUUUGACGUUGAUCUCUAUGCGGUGCCAGAAUCUCAUCCGCCUCAAGCUCCGUGGCUGUCGCGAAAUCUCAGAUCAAGGGAUGUAUGCUUUGGGUCAGAAUUGCAAAUCUCUCCGCAAAUUCUCCUGUGGAUCAUGUAUGUUUGGUGUUAAAGGCAUGAAUGCUCUUUUAAACAAUUGUUCAUCCUUGGAGGAACUUUCCGUUAAGCGUUUACGGGGCAUCAAGGAUGGCUUUAUAGAUGAGCCGAUUGGCCCUGGGGCCGCGGCAUCCUCGCUCAAGUCAAUUACCCUUAAGGAGCUUUUUAGCGGACAGUGUUUUGGGCCCUUGAUUAUUGGCUCAAAAAACUUGAAGACUUUGAAGAUUCUCAAGUGUUUGGGGGACUGGGAUAGUUUGUUGGAGACUAUUGCAGGGAGAAAAAAUUAUUUAACAGAGAUUCAUUUGGAAAGGCUGCAGGUGAGUGAUAUUGGGCUAAUGGCAAUAUCAAAGUGCCCGGACUUGGAGAUCUUUCACUUGGUGAAAGCUCCAGAUUGCUCAAAUGAGGGGAUUUGUGCAGUUGCUGAGAAUUGCAAGCUUUUGAGGAAGCUCCAUAUUGAUGGUUGGAGGACGAAUAGGAUAAGUGACGAGGGGUUGAUUGCUAUAGCGAAGAACAGUGUGAAUCUCGUGGAAUUGGUUCUUAUUGGGGUAAACCCGAGUUCUGUGAGUUUGAUGGCAAUAGCCACAAAUUGUCAGAAAUUGGAGAGGUUGGCACUUUGUGGGAGUGAAACAAUUGGGGAUCCUGAGAUCUCAUGUAUCGCGGCAAAAUGUAUGGCGUUAAAGAAGCUUUGUAUAAAGGGAUGUCGUGUGACGGAUUCAGGAAUUGAGGCAUUCGCUUAUGGAUGUCCCAAUUUGGUGAAGAUAAAGGUAAAGAAGUGCAGGGGAGUAACUAGUGAAGUUGCGGAUUUGUUGAGGGCAAGCAGGAUGUCAUUGGCUGUGAAUUUGGACGCAGAUGAGAUUGAACAAGAGGCCAUGGACGUGAGUGCCAGCGAUGAAGGAGCACAGGAUGAUGGAGUGGAAUUCCCACCAAUUGUGAGUGGAACUACGAUUGGUGGUGGUGGAAGUGUUUCUGCAGCUGAUGCUGCUGCUGCUGCUCCAUCAACUAGUAAUGGAACUCGAUCCUCAAAUAAGUCAAGAUUUAGCCUUUUUGCUGGAAGGACUUUUGUAGCAUGUGCUUUUCGGAGGUUAUCAAAUGGUAACGGUAAUUCAAAAGAUAGCUUAUAGAUGAACUCAAUGAGAGUUAGAAAGGAUAAAUCGUUGUCAAGUUUUCAUUCUUGUUUGUAUUGAACCAUAGUAUUGUUGCAAUUUAUGUUUCUGCUUCCAUUGUUGUAUCUUGGGCUUCUUUGCUGUGGUGUCAUUUGUUACCUGCGACAGUGCCACUCAACUUUUGCUUGGAAGGUCUUUUUUCCAUGACAUAUACACGAAGAUUAGCGUCUUUUUCCUUUUUAA